AUGAAGUUCUUCAUUGAUGAUCUUCCGGUGCUGUUUCCGUAUCCUCGCAUCUACCCCGAACAAUAUGCCUACAUGUGCGAUCUCAAAAAGACCCUCGACGUCGGGGGUCACUGUGUGCUGGAAAUGCCCUCGGGAACUGGAAAGACAGUUUCGCUCUUGUCGUUGAUCGUCGCCUAUCAACAGCACUACCCAGAGCACCGUAAGCUCAUCUACUGCUCCCGAACCAUGUCGGAGAUCGAGAAAGCUCUAGCGGAGUUGAAGGCUUUGAUGGAACAUCGUGCUAAGGAGCUGGGUCAUGAGGAGGAAUUUCGUGCGCUUGGCCUGACCAGUCGGAAGAACCUCUGUCUUCACCCUUCAGUAAAAAGAGAGAAGAGUGGUACCGUGGUCGAUGCCAGGUGCAGAAGCUUGACGGCCGGGUUUGUCAAGGAGAAGAAAGAGCGUGGUGAAGAUGUUGAGCUUUGCGUUUUCACACUGGACGGGUUGUCAAGAUACGGAGAAGAGCACAAGCAAUGUCCCUACUUCUCCGCUCGGCGUAUGAUGCCGUGGUGCAAUAUUAUUAUCUAUUCUUAUCACUAUCUUCUCGAUCCGAAAAUUGCGGAACGUGUAUCCCGAGAGCUCUCGAAAGAUUGCAUCGUGGUAUUUGACGAAGCGCACAACAUUGACAAUGUCUGUAUCGAAUCGCUCAGUAUAGACCUGAGCGAGGAUUCCUUACGAAAAGCGACUCGGGGUGCAAACAACCUGGAACGCAGGAUCGAAGAGAUGAAGAGCACGGAUGAGGAAAAGCUCAAGAACGAGUAUUCAAAAUUAGUGGAGGGGCUGCAGGAAGCUGAGAAAGCUCGGGACGAAGAUCAAUUCAUCUCGAAUCCGGUCUUGCCAGAUGACCUAUUAAAGGAAGCUGUUCCUGGUAACAUCCGCCGGGCCGAGCAUUUCAUCUCUUUCUUGAAGAGAUUUAUCGAGUAUCUGAAGACUCGGAUGAAAGUCACCCAUACCAUAUCCGAGACACCUCCUUCUUUCCUCACUCACCUAAAAGACCUUACCUAUAUUGAGCGAAAGCCUUUGAGGUUUUGCGCCGAGCGUCUAACGUCACUUGUACGGACGCUUGAACUUGUCAAUAUUGAAGAUUAUCAACCUCUUCAAGAGGUGGCCACAUUUGCAACACUGGUCGCAACCUACGACAAGGGAUUCGUUCUUAUCCUUGAGCCCUUCGAAUCCGAAGCGGCUACUGUACCAAAUCCCAUCCUCCAUUUCACGUGCUUGGAUGCCGCUAUUGCUAUCAAGCCGGUAUUCGAUCGUUUCAGCUCUGUGAUCAUUACCUCGGGAACUUUGUCGCCGUUGGAAAUGUAUCCGAAAAUGCUGGGUUUCACCGCUGUUCUGCAAGAAUCAUACAGCAUGACACUCGCUCGACGAUCUUUCUUGCCUAUGAUUGUCACUCGAGGCUCAGACCAAGCACAGGUUUCAUCUUCGUUCGGAAUUCGCAAUGAUCCUGGUGUCGUGCGAAACUACGGCAGUCUAGUGACCGAGUUUGCUCGCAUCACACCCGACGGCGUUGUCGUUUUCUUCCCCUCUUAUCUCUACAUGGAAUCAAUCAUCAGUAUGUGGCAAGGUAUGGGUAUUCUGGAUCAAAUCUGGAACUACAAAUUGAUUCUCGUCGAAACUCCUGAUGCACAAGAAUCUUCACUCGCCCUGGAGACCUACCGAACAGCGUGCUGCAAUGGGCGUGGUGCGAUCUUGUUUUGUGUCGCUCGUGGCAAGGUUUCCGAGGGCAUUGAUUUUGAUCACCAUUACGGUCGUGCAGUGCUGUGUAUUGGUGUUCCCUUCCAAUACACCGAAUCUCGAAUUCUGAAAGCUCGUCUCGAGUUCUUGCGUGAGAACUAUCGUAUUCGGGAGAAUGACUUCUUAUCUUUCGAUGCGAUUCGACAUGCCGCCCAGUGUCUGGGUCGUGUCCUGCGUGGCAAGGACGACUAUGGAGUCAUGGUGUUGGCGGAUCGUCGAUUCGAACGAAAGCGGCCCCAACUCCCCAAGUGGAUCAACCAGGCAAUGUUGGACAGCGAAACCAAUCUUAGCACUGAUAUGGCUGUAUCGAAUGCGAAGAACUUCCUGCGGACCAUGGCCCAGCCUUUCAAAUCGAAAGAUCAAGAAGGCAUUUCUACCUGGGGCUUGGCUGACAUCGAGCGCCAUGAGGCAAAGAGGAGGACGGAGGAAGAGCGGAUGAUGAGAGAAGAGCUGAAUAACGGGCAUCCAAUGGACGGAAUGGUCCCAUCCGCAUCCCGGAUCGUCACGGACGAAUACGACGACAACAUUGAUCAGGACCUCAUGAUGCUUGACGCACCAUAA
Messenger RNA from Penicillium mononematosum, 2334 nucleotides. RefSeq names its product TFIIH/NER complex ATP-dependent 5'-3' DNA helicase subunit RAD3. Gene Ontology annotation, molecular function: hydrolase activity, acting on acid anhydrides, in phosphorus-containing anhydrides; damaged DNA binding; DNA helicase activity. The coding region runs from base 1 to 2334 and encodes 777 amino acids. The record is from RefSeq and is a predicted model, not a curated record. Gene Ontology annotation, biological process: nucleotide-excision repair; positive regulation of mitotic recombination; transcription by RNA polymerase II. The transcript has 4 exons. NCBI's taxonomy places the organism in Eukaryota, Fungi, Ascomycota, Eurotiomycetes, Eurotiales, Aspergillaceae. Gene Ontology annotation, cellular component: nucleus.